This is a messenger RNA of Gasterosteus aculeatus aculeatus (three-spined stickleback), 1281 nucleotides long. The record is from RefSeq and is a predicted model, not a curated record. Lineage: Eukaryota; Metazoa; Chordata; Actinopteri; Perciformes; Gasterosteidae.
ACGCUAGGUAACGUAGUCCCGGCACGUAAUUUUCAUUCAAGCAGCAUUUGAAUAACGAAGAUGGCGGCCGCAGCAGUGGUUGAGUUUCAGAGAGCUCAGUCUCUCAUUAGCACGGACCGAAACGCAUCAAUCGACAUUCUCCAUUCAAUAGUGAGAAGAGAUGUCCAGGAGAACGAUGAGGAAGCCGUCCGGGUUAAAGAACAGAGUAUCCUGGAGCUGGGGACACUGCUGGCCAAGACGGGACAGGCUGCAGAACUCGGGGGUCUGCUGAAAUUUGUGAGGCCUUUUCUGAUUUCCAUCAGCAAGGCCAAGGCGGCCCGGCUGGUCCGCUCCCUGCUGGACCUCUUUCUUGACAUGGAGGCGGCGACGGGGCAGGAAGUUGAGCUGUGCCUUGAGUGCAUCGAGUGGGCCAAGACCGAGAAGAGAACCUUCCUUCGACAGGCUCUGGAGGCACGACUGAUCUCGCUCUAUUUCGACACCAAAAGAUACCAGGAGGCCUUGGCGCUUGGCACCCAGCUGCUCAUGGAGCUGAAAAAGAUGGACGACAAAGCUCUUCUGGUCGAGGUCCAGCUGCUUGAAAGUAAGACGUACCACGCUCUUAGUAACCUGCCCAAGGCCCGCGCAGCCCUCACCUCCGCCAGGACCACCGCCAACGCCAUCUACUGCCCCCCCAAGCUCCAGGCAGCCCUGGACAUGCAGUCAGGGAUCAUCCACGCAGCGGAGGAGAAGGACUGGAAAACGGCCUACUCCUACUUCUUUGAGGCCUUCGAGGGCUACGACUCCAUCGACCACCCCAGAGCCAUCACGUCGCUCAAAUACAUGCUUCUGUGCAAGAUCGUCCUCAACUUACCUGAGGAGGUCCAAGGCCUAAUCAGUGGGAAACUGGGCUUGCGACAUGCCGGCCGACAGACCGAUGCGAUGAAAAGCGUCGCCCAGGCCUGCAAGAACCGAUCACUAGCAGACUUUGAAAAGGCCCUAACGGAGUACAGAGCAGAGCUGAGGGACGACCCCAUCAUCAGCACUCACCUGGCCAAGCUGUACGACAACCUGCUGGAACAGAACCUCAUCCGAGUCAUCGAACCCUUCUCCAGAGUACAAAUGGAACACAUAUCGGGUCUGAUCAAACUGUCAAAGGGGGAUGUUGAGAGGAAAUUAUCACAGAUGAUUCUGGAUGAAAAGUUUCACGGCAUCCUCGACCAAGGUGAAGGCGUCCUGAUCAUUUUCGAAGAGCCCCCAGUGGACAAAACGUACGGAGCCGCCUUGGAGACGAUUCAGAACAUG